AUGGCUUGUGAGGGAGGCGUCGGGAAUACCAAUUCUGAUGUCGCCGGCCUAGGGAUCAUCAUCGCCUUCGCAAUUCAAGCUGGAAUCUCUCUCAUACUGUCGCUGUGGGCUUGGUACCUGCGAGACGGCGCUUCAUUAUUGGGAGACGAUGACAGUUCCUGCCGUGGUGAUGAUGAUGACCCUGGACUAGGGGUGAAAGACCAGAAGAGGACGUUGGUUGAGAAGACUCUCUCGACCGUCAGCGAUAUCCAGACCAUGAAUGGGAUUGCCCUAUUGGUUGCAGCACUUGCACAGUUCCAGACCCUGGACCUGUACCACUUCCAUAUCGUGUAUGACACGGUGAACUUCACAGCCUUGUUCCGCAAAACAGAGGGCAGAAAUUUCAGAAUCGCCGCCAUCCUCACAUUUGCCGCCCUCUAUCUCGCGUUUUCCAUUCUCUUUGGAUGGGCCCUCAGUAGGUGGAAUGACAGUAUAAACGGCCAGUGUUAUAUCACGACAGACGUUUCUGCUCCGUCGGCCUCUCACCCUUACGUCGACAAGGUUUAUCUCUCUAUCACUUGCGCCUUCGUCUUUAUAGUCUUGUUUCUUGCCUUACCUCCAUGGUGGGACAUAGUAACGCUGCCGUACACCACUCUGACCAUACGAAAUCUCUUCCUCUUUGAGGACGAUGGCUGGGAAAUCAAGAAGGAAAACAUUUUUACGGAUGCCGUGGAGGUUUUCGUCCUGUUGUGGACCGUUCUGGCCUGUGCCAUGGCAGACCUCCAACCCCGGAUGAUUUCCCGCCCCUUUAUCGAUCAAGACUGGUGGAAGGCUCUGAGCAGAAACCAGCGGCAAUCGGCAGUGCUUGUGCCCCUACUUCUCCAGUAUCCUCUGCACCUGUACAUGAUCUUCACUCUGAGAAAGUGGAAUGCGACGCUUCUGGAAGGAGACUCUGAGGAUAGUUGGGGAUUCGGUCAGAUUCUUGCCGUCGUUUUGCUGGCGCCGACAAUUUUCCAAUGCAUUGACAUGGUUGCAAAGUAUCGUAGGCUCGACUCCACCCCUGCGCCUGAUUCGACUGUUGAGCUUGGCUCUAGGAGCGUGGAUGCGGUUUCUGUCGACCCGGGGCCGCAGUCAUCUGUCGUGCAAGCUCAGCCUGGUCGACUCAAUCGGUCGGCAACAACAUAA
This is a messenger RNA of Cryphonectria parasitica EP155, 1164 nucleotides long. RefSeq lists its product as uncharacterized. The transcript is spliced from 5 exons. The record is from RefSeq and is a predicted model, not a curated record. Bases 1 to 1164 code for a protein of 387 amino acids. NCBI's taxonomy places the organism in Eukaryota, Fungi, Ascomycota, Sordariomycetes, Diaporthales, Cryphonectriaceae.